GUGGACUAAAGAUGGGGGAGCAAGGUGGUUGGCUGGUGGCUAACAGAGGAGACUGGGCAGCCAUCUUGGAUUCCCAGACCCAGACGGGUUUAGCCAAGGGCCCAGGGGACAACAUCACCGAGCAGGCCAGGACCAGAGGCGACACAGUGGAGUCUGCAGUCAAUGAUGACCUUCUGAUAUCCGGUGUUACUGGUGGGAGAGACUGGACCUCUGAGGUGGCUGGUCACAAACCCUGGCCCCGGAUCAGAACCAUCGAUCAGGAGCCGUCGCUCUUCCUUCCUGAAUCAGAACCAGGACCAAACCGCGAGGGACAGACACUCCACCACCACACAGAACAUAACCUGUGGACAGGUGGACUGAACAACCUCAGUCCUGGUGGUCAUCAGAGAGACAGAGGCUCCAAUCAGGGAUCCAGUCUGCAGCCCAGACCCUUCUCUUCACAGUCUCAGUGCAGGGAUGAAGCAGGGCCUGGGGCUGAUAGAGAUAGACCCUCCUGUUCCUAUGAUACAAACACCACAGUAUCCAUGAUGCACACAGCAGGUCACCCUGGGCUUCAGCCUUCACAGAGAGUGGUGGGAGACCCCCCUGAUGGUCGUCUAUCAGGAAGUCUGUCUUCUCCUUCAGGAUCUCGUCUAAUGCCUGGUGACUGGGUUCAUAGAAGGCCUGGACCUGGGUCUAGCCUUCCUCAGUUACCUCAUGGUUACCCCACAAAUACAGACAGGGUCAGGAUGGGCGUUCACCACAAGCGCUACCUAGCCUCUAACACAGUACAGAAUCCCAACAACAACCAAACAAUGGCUAGAGGUCAAGGAGGGAGCUCAGGAGACUAA
Molecule: messenger RNA, 830 nt
Organism: Coregonus clupeaformis (lake whitefish)
Lineage: Eukaryota; Metazoa; Chordata; Actinopteri; Salmoniformes; Salmonidae
Exons: 3
Coding region: 12-830 (272 amino acids)
Source: RefSeq, a predicted model, not a curated record